CCCCCCGCGCGGUGCCGCGGUGGGUGCGCCCGGAGCCGCCCGCAGGCCGGGGCGGAACGUGCGGCGGGCGGGCAGCGAUGGCGGCGGCCGAGGUGGCGCGGCAGGGUGAAGGCUGUCGCACUGUCCCGCUCUCUGGACACGUGGGAUUUGAUAGUUUGCCUGACCAGCUGGUUAAUAAGUCAGUUAAUCAUGGGUUUUGUUUCAACAUCCUGUGUGUGGGGGAAACUGGCCUUGGUAAGUCCACCCUCAUGGACACCCUUUUCAACACCAAGUUUGAAGGUGAUCCAGCAUCUCACUCACAGCCUGGGGUCCAGCUGAAAUCCAGUACCUAUGACCUGCAGGAGAGCAAUGUCAACCUCAAGCUGACUAUUGUGAGCACAGUGGGCUUUGGGGAUCAGAUCAACAAAGAGGACAGCUAUAAGCCCAUCGUUGAGUUCAUUGAUGCUCAGUUUGAAGCCUACUUGCAAGAAGAGCUGAAGAUCAGAAGGGUUUUGCACAACUACCAUGACACCCGGAUCCAUGCCUGCCUGUACUUCAUCGCUCCCACCGGCCAUUCCCUGAAAUCCCUGGACUUGGUAACCAUGAAGAAGCUCGACAGCAAGGUGAACAUCAUUCCCAUCAUUGCCAAAUCUGAUGCCAUUUCCAAGAGUGAGCUGACCAAGUUUAAAAUUAAAAUCACAAGUGAACUGGUCAGUAAUGGGGUGCAGAUCUACCAGUUCCCAACAGAUGAUGAAUCAGUGGCAGAGAUAAAUGGGACAAUGAAUGCCCACUUGCCAUUUGCUGUGAUUGGGAGUACGGAGGAGCUGAAAAUAGGAAACAAAAUGAUGAAAGCUCGUCAGUACCCUUGGGGCACAGUGCAGGUGGAGAACGAAGCUCACUGCGACUUCGUGAAGCUGCGGGAGAUGCUGAUCCGCGUGAACAUGGAAGACCUUCGUGAGCAGACCCACACACGCCACUACGAGCUCUACAGGAGAUGUAAACUGGAAGAGAUGGGCUUCAAGGACACUGAUCCAGACAGCAAACCCUUCAGCUUACAAGAAACUUACGAAGCCAAAAGAAAUGAGUUUCUGGGAGAACUGCAGAAAAAGGAAGAGGCAAUGAGACAGAUGUUUGUCCAGAGGGUCAAGGAAAAGGAAGCUGAGUUGAAGGAGGCUGAAAAAGAGCUGCAUGAAAAGUUUGAUCGCCUGAAGAAGUUGCACCAGGAUGAAAAGAAGAAGCUGGAGGAUAAGAAGAAGUCUCUGGAUGAUGAAGUAAAUGCAUUUAAACAAAGGAAGACAGCAGCUGAAUUGCUUCAGUCACAGGCUCAGCAGGCUGGAGGAUCACAAACUCUUAAAAGGGAUAAGGAAAGGAAAAAGCCUCACAUGUGUGCUGUUUUACAGUUAGCUGCUGUUUGGCUGCAUGGUGCAUGAGGCACAUUGUCCUGGUAAGCGUCAUUAACUCAUAGAGCCUCACAGUGGGAUCACUGACCUUUCCUAAAAGAGCAGACUGUGUGCAAGUCCUGAAGCUUAUAAGUAUUAUCUCUGUCUUCCCCUGCUUUCACCCCACUAUAUGUGCUCUACCAGUCACUCUCUACAUGUGCAGUUGUAGAAAAAGUAUGUGAUUAUCUUUAAAGAUUCUGCAAAGUUUAAUUCAGAGACUCAGGAUAUGGAACAUAGGAAAUUAAGGAUCACGUCUUCUUCCUUUUAAGUCUUCCUAGCACUUCAUUGGCUCUGUUCUCUUUAUUCCAUCUCCCUUAAAAAUAAAUUAUAUUCUUUAAUCACACAGGCCACGUUGAUACUAUGGCAACAAUUGCUAUGGAGAUGUGGUGCUGAUGAUACAGCCCAGCUAGCCAUGAAAAUGUCCUUCUCUUUCCUUGCUCCUCCUUCCCUCCCACUCCUCCAAGCUGUAAUGUUAACUUGUGGUUACAGUGAAGGUAGAUGCAAGACUAGUUUCUGUCAUCCUCAUUAAGGUUAUUAGUUAAACUGCUAAUGACAGUGGUCUACUUACAGCUAGCUUGAGUGGGUUUAAUUGAGCAUUUUUAAUUUGCUGAUGAUUCUGUGGUGAGAGGAAGAGGAAACCUCCCACAAGAAUGUCUUGCUUCUUGACAGAGCACCCAUACUCAUUAUCCAAGACAGUGCCCCAGGGGCUGAGAGCACAGGCCUCUCAGAGAAGGGACCCUGUUGGAAAUAAACUAUAAAAGUCCACCUUGAGUCCACCCUUCCCUGCAGACAAAGCUAAGGCUUACAUUCUCUCCUGGAUAGUCCAAACUAAAUUACAGUCUACCCUUAAACUGGUAGAAGCUGAUUCCAGGAUUCCUUCCCUCUUAACUCCACCAAGGGAAAUGGAAAAGCAAGCAAACAUUAUGCUGCCAGUGAGAGGCAUUUGAAUGCAAUUUAAAUGGGACCUUCCACUUAACAGAAGAGCCUCAGAAGGGUCUUGCACUGCCUCGAACUGGCGCUUGCCGUUGUCUUCAGCUGUCCAGUUGAGUGAAUGUCUCUGCUGCCAACGGUAACUGUAGAACAAUGGAAAGAACAAUUCUCUGCUUAUCAGGCUCUGAAUGUGGAAAAAUAAGCUCAAAGAAUAACAGUGUUCAUUCUGAGUACGAAGGCAUAGCUAAAGUGCAGCUAGAGUGAACAUUACUGAUUUUUGUUGGUUUUGGAUUGCUUUUGGCAGUCCUCAUAACUGUACACUGUUGUGUGCUGGGCUUUGAAUCAAAUGAAGUUCUUUGUUCCUACUACACAAAUGCAGACAGUGCCUUUUUCAAUGGGCAUUUGUCAUUGCUAAAUUAAAUAUGUAUAUGUGGUACUUUUCCAGGAUUUAGAAAAACACUCUCCCAUAUUGAUCCAUAAAGUGUUGCAGGGCUUCACUGUUUUGUAAGGAUACAAACAAGUCACAGUUGAUAAGUCCUGUAGCUUGCAAAACUGUGAAGGGUUUGUUUUAGAAAAUAAAUUUGCUUCAUCCCACUGCUGAGUGUGUGUGUGUGUGUCUGCAUAAAGCAUGUUUUGUAGUCAGAUUAAACCUUAUUAACACUUUGCAACAUUUUCUUUUUUGUGUAUGUGUGUGCGCGCAUUAGAAAAACUUGUAUUUUUAUUUUGUUUUUUGUCAUUAAUCCAUAAAACCAUUAACCUGCCUUUUUCUUUCAUUUUCAGUUCGGGUUUCCUGUAGAACCUUUCCCUUGGCCCCAGAGGCGAAUGCCCCACCCUCGGCUGUGCCUGUUCGCUCACCUUUCCCACUGCUCCCCUCCCGUGCUUACCACGGGCUCAGACCAGAGCUCUUGGCUGCUGGGGCGGUUCCUGUGAGGGACCCUGCUGGCCAGGGGGGUUGUACCAGGUUCCUCCUGCCCCCUGGGCAGCAGCAGGAUGCUCACUGCUCCUGGGUGAGGGUCCCCUGUCCCAUUGCUCAGCUUUUCCCACUCCAUGCUGUCAGAGCUGCUCGGAGGGUGCAUUUAGCUCCUGCUGUGGGGUGGGAUGUGCUCUCUCCAGAGACUGGCUGCCCUCUCCCCAUGUUAAUUUGCUGUUCUAAGCCCUCAUUACCCCCUGUGCUGCCAUGUGUGACUUAUACUUUCAAGGACUUUUUGCAAAACUUGACAUCCUCACAGGCGUGGGCCUGAGUCCAAAUCUCUAGUUCCCAGGCUUGAGGAAAUCUCCAAUUUGGAUCCAUGGUUUGCAACUAAGUGUUCUCUGAAUGCUGCAGGGGUCAUGAAGGAUCUUUUGCCUGGUCUCCCUCUCAGUGUGCUGACCUGGAUGCACAUCCUGGAUCCAAUCUCAGGGAAAGCUGGUCACCUUGCUGUACAUAUCAGUGUUUCUGAAGAAAGACUAUGCUGUUUCAUUGACUUUCUUCUCAGUGAUUCCAACAAUUUCUGGUUUUAAUGCAAAAAAAUACCUUUUUUUUUUUUUUUUAUCUGACAUCUCUUUAGAACUGCACAGAUGUUGACAGGUUUCUUCUCAUAUUUUCUAUUCAGCAAAAGCCUUGUUUUUAUUGCAAGAUUUGCACUAAAAAGGAGGGAGUUUUGCUCACUGGGCCAGGAGCUCACUCUGGCCAAGUGCAACUGUGGUUUGCCUGCAAGUGUCUUCUCUUUGUAUUUCUGGCUGAGUUUUGUUUUUAAAUAAAGAGCUCAUCGGACAGUGAAUUCUGGUUAACAUUUA
This is a messenger RNA of Serinus canaria (Common canary), 4124 nucleotides long. RefSeq names its product septin 6 (gene SEPTIN6). Gene Ontology annotation, biological process: cilium assembly; cytoskeleton-dependent cytokinesis. Lineage: Eukaryota; Metazoa; Chordata; Aves; Passeriformes; Fringillidae. Gene Ontology annotation, cellular component: septin ring; septin complex; cell division site. Gene Ontology annotation, molecular function: GTPase activity; molecular adaptor activity; GTP binding. The coding region runs from base 78 to 1409 and encodes 443 amino acids. The transcript has 10 exons. The record is from RefSeq and is a predicted model, not a curated record.